AGCGGACCAAACGGGCCAGGCCCUAGAAAUCCCAGAAAUCCUGAUAACUCCGGAACAGGAGAUAACAGUCAAAGGAGAUCAUAUCCAAAGGAGAAACGCAUCGGAGAUCCCAUUCACUUUGAUGGGAAUCGAAAGGACGCAGUCAGAUGGUUCAUUUCUGUCAGAGUAUAUUUAGAAGAAAAUCACGAGAUAUACGACACAGAAGAAUCAUGGGUUAAGUUUGCUACUCAACGAAUGACCAAAGGAACGGCACGAGAAUGGGUAGAUUCAUUCUACCAGAAGGUUCUUGCACGGGAAUAUCAGUAUGCCCGUGCUAAAAAGAAAGAAAGUGCCUGGGGAACAUGGGAGGAGUUUGGUGAACAAUUUUGGUUAUCAUUCAAACCCCUAGACCAAGAAAACUCGGCCAUCUCGGAGAUGCAAACCUUAACUCAGAAGAAGUGCCGAACUUUAGAUGAUUAUAUCCAGAAGUUCCAAUCAGCCUUCAUGCGGUCAAAAUUACCCGAUGGCAAAACAAUCGUUCAAAUGUUCAUGAGAGGUUUAGAUCAAGAUCUCGCGUUAUCAAUUAUUAAUCGCGGAAAACCUCCUGAAACAUUAGCCGAUUGGAUA
Messenger RNA from Coniophora puteana RWD-64-598 SS2, 606 nucleotides. RefSeq lists its product as uncharacterized. The record is from RefSeq and is a predicted model, not a curated record. Lineage: Eukaryota; Fungi; Basidiomycota; Agaricomycetes; Boletales; Coniophoraceae. The transcript has a single exon. The annotation marks the transcript as partial.